CGGAAAUUUAAGAAAGGGGAAGAGCAAAAGAUUGUAAAUAUCUGUCACGAUUUAAAUUCUAACAUUUAAUAGCGUAGCUGAAUCUAAACCAAGUAUAAAUAUAAUGAGUUCUUCAGAUUCAUAUCACUCUGCCAUAUCUCCACUCUCCUGGUUAUUUGGUAACUGGGAAGCAGUAGAAGCGGAAGUUUCUUAUCCGACAAUGGAUACUUUAAAAUAUGAAGAAUUGCUCGAAUUCCAGCCAGUGUCUUUGCAGCCAGUUAUUCAGUACAAGUCUGAAACAUGGCAUCCUGAAAAGAAGAAAAAACUGCAUUGUGAAAUAGGUUUCUUAAAAGUGGAUCCUGAAACUCAAACUGUUGCACUUCUUGGUGCCCAUAAUUUUGGUAUGACUGAAAUUUCUGAAGGAGCUGUAACUGAACAUAUGCUUACACUCGAAAGUAAAUCUAUCUCUCAAGUGUCAUUUAAUAAAUUAGCAUCUGUUGUCAAGCUUGUCAGGAAAUUAUCACUGGAAAAUGAAGAAUUACAUUCAACUGUGUUAAUGGAAACUGUAAGUCAACCUCUUCAGAAGCACUUAGAAUGCAGAUACAGAAGGAAAUCUUCAAGCAAUUAAAUUUACUAAAAAAACUCUUUCUGGUGGUCCCCAUUUCAGCAAUGGCUGCCAAUAAUGCCUCAAACAUCUACUGUAGCUUCCCUUUUCAUUUAUUGUAAAUUGAAACUAGUGAGGAUAAUGAAUAUUUUACAAUGAAAAACCACUAUAUUGACACAUUUAUGAAAAAAUUUGUGAAAAAUCAAUUACAUCAUUAAUCGUUUGUUUCUUUCAUGUGUGCAUUCUGUUUCUUUCUCGCCAAUGCAAAAACACACCAAAUUCACUUUUUCAACAAGGUUUAGCAACAAGUACCCAAAUGUGUUUAAUUGAAUAUGUAGAUAUAUUUAAUAAAGUGAAAUAAUUAUAGUAUACACAACUGCAGUAAUUAUAUUGAUAUAAAAAGGGGCUGAAAUGUAAUAGAAAAUAAAGAAAGCCAAAUUUUAGAAAGAAUUUAUUUGGGGGGGGGAGAAUUCUGAAAAUUUUCAGAUUUUGUAUAUAAAGAGGCAU
Stegodyphus dumicola is the source of this 1090-nucleotide messenger RNA. RefSeq names its product peroxynitrite isomerase THAP4-like. Lineage: Eukaryota; Metazoa; Arthropoda; Arachnida; Araneae; Eresidae. The record is from RefSeq and is a predicted model, not a curated record.